AUGGGAACUGCGGUGUCCAGGAGAAGGAAUCUGAGGAGUGAUGCCAUAUCUUCCGUCACCUCAAAAGUUCGGGCUGCCAGAGCAUAUGGAGAAUACCUGUCCAAUACUAAUCAAGAGAACCACAAAAAAGCAGAUCAUCUAUUGUCUGACACUUUUCCCAGCCAGGACUGCAACUCUCCAGAUGUCAGCCACUUGCAUGACAACAAUCUGAGACCACAGAGCCACUGCAUACCCAUAGCUAAAAUCAGCCAGCCCAGUCAAUCCAAUCCCAGUGCUUAUCCUCAGUCUCAGCCUCAGUUCAAUAGCCUUCAGGCUCAAACACCUUUGGGACCCUCCAGACACCGACUCUUUGCUGAGUGCAGCCUUUCCACAGAAGACCACCCAGAUGACAGUGGCCCAGAGGGGAGCGUGGCAGUGAAUCCGGCCAGGGUGUACACAAUUACUCGGGAAGGAGGGAUGACCUUGGGGGGGCGUAGCAGUGAGAAGAGCCUGGAGCUGGAGGUGUUGAAGAGCUCUAGGGCGCACCCUUUGUCUCAGGCCCCUGCCUCUGCCAACCUCAACCCGUCCUGCACCAGCCAGCUGUCCGCCACAGCCUCCCACGGUAGCCAUCACCAUAGUAGCCAUCACCACAGCAACCAUCAUCACGCCAACCAACAAUACAGAGGCCCGCCAUGGUCACCACAGCCACUGCAGAGCUCAGGGAGUGCUAACAACAUCCGGGACUGGGAGAUGAGGAGAGGGGAAUUGCGAGAUGUCUACACCACAGACUGUGUUGCCUGCAUUCGGGCUCCAUGUCAAAGCCAGCGCUCUCUUGACCUGGAUAACUCACCGCAGGCAGCAGAGAAACACCAGAAGAAACUACAGAGGACGUACAGCGAGGACAGAGCAUCAGCUGAUGAAAAGGAGGACAGUCCUAAUAGCUGGUUCCCCAAAGAGAAUAUGUUCAGCUUUCAAACAGCCACCACCACCAUGCAGGCAAUAUCGGCUUUCCGAGGCAUUGCUGAAAGAAAGAGGCGAAAAAGAGAGCAGGAGGCUGCCACCAUGAUUGAGAGAAAUUUCCGCAAACACCUUAGAGUGGUGGGCAGCCGCAGGAUGAAGGUCCAGACCUUUGUCGACCGCCGCACCAAGAGCUUCAGCCGUUCGUGGAGUGACCCUACCCCCGUCAACCCUGACUCGCUGCAUGACUCCAGAAACAGUGGCGAGCUUCAGACGUCCUCAGGGACACUAGUUGAAGGGCUGGAUGAGGAUGCUGAGUGGGAGGAGGAGAGGGAGAUGGAGAGAGUGGCCUGUGAUGGAGAGGAUUUCAUCCCACCUAAAAUCCUGCUGAUAUCCUCCAAAGUCCCAAAGGCUGAAUAUGUUCCCAACAUCAUUCGUCGGGAUGACCCCUCCAUCAUCCCCAUUCUUUUAUAUGAUCACGAACAUGCCACAUUUGAUGACAUCCUUGAGGAGAUAGAGAAGAAGCUGACUGCCUACAGAAAAGGCUGUAAAAUCUGGAACAUGCUCAUUUUCUGCCAGGGAGGUCCAGGACAUCUGUACCUGCUGAAGAAUAAAGUCGCAACCUUUGCAAAAGUGGAGAAGGAAGAAGACAUGAUCCAGUUCUGGCGACGACUCAGCUGGCUGAUGACCAAGCUGAACCCGAAGCCCAACCUCAUACACAUCAUGGGCUGCUAUGUGCUGGGGAGCACUAAUGGAGAAAAGCUGAUUCAGAUUCUGAAGAGGCUGAUGAGACACUCCUUGGUUGAAUUCAAGUCCCCACUUGAGCUGUCUGCAGAGGGCAAAGAGAUGAUCGAGAUGUACUUUGACUUCCGCCUGUUCCGCCUUUGGAAAAGCCGCCAGCACUCGAAGCUGCUGGAUUACAAGGAUCUCUUGUGA
This is a messenger RNA of Plectropomus leopardus (leopard coralgrouper), 1872 nucleotides long. The record is from RefSeq and is a predicted model, not a curated record. Lineage: Eukaryota; Metazoa; Chordata; Actinopteri; Perciformes; Serranidae.